AGACAAUGCCAUCCGGGUCGCUGACGUCAUCCUCCAGGGUUUCUUUACUCCAGCAUCUAGGUCUCGACAUCUACAACAAUAAAUGUAGCUUCGGUACAAGAUUUGGUCAAACUUUGCUGCUGGUUCUUCUGCUUGUGGCUGGGUUUUUGCCUGCGUCAAUUCUCAUCAGCGAGAAGACGUCCGAGAUGUUGAGACUGUCCCAGCUGUAUGAGGAUAACGUCUACAUCACAGGGAUGAUGUCGGAGAUAGGAGAUUUGAUCCACGAGCUUCAGCUAGAGAGAGGGAAAACAACCAUAUACCUGACGUCAGGGGAUAACAAGAGGGACGGGCCGUUUCGAAACGUCAUCAACCAGGUGUGUGACGAUUGUCCAACCAUCUCAGAGCAGAGAGCAUUGGUUGAUUUGGCAACAAGCAAACUUUCUGAAUGGCCCCAGAGCGUGGCUGAACAACUAGGACAGCUGGAGGCAUAUAGGAGUUCUGUGGACGCCUUCAGAAAGCAAGUGGAUAACAAUAGCGUCACUUACUUGGACAAUCUAGCAUUUUACAGCCAAAUCAAUACAGUCCUGAUACAAUGGAUGCAGAGUGUCAUCUAUAACUACUCCCCUGGCGAUAGAUGGCUGGACCUCAAUGCUUAUCAUUUGGUGACCUUGGCAGCAGAGCUCUUUGGUUUAGAAAGAGCACGCGGAUCCGUCUUCUGGAAUAAAGGUUAUUUUAGUAAAGAAGAGUUUCAAUUCUACAUAAAGGAUCAACUCAAUGGGAAAGAAUGCCUGUAUGAGGCCAAGCAAUUUUCUGAGAUUAUAAAGGAGCAAAUGACACUGGCCCCAAGGCAACAACUCACGGAAACUAUCGAAACCAUGCGAUCUGUGAUCAUCGGAAACUACACCACCCCUUCCCUAGAACGGGCCACACAGUGGUUCAAUAACAUGACAGCAUUUAUAGACGCCCUCAAGUCAUCUCAGAUACUUUUGAGUGAAAAAAUUGCAAACGCCACCUUGGCGGCUGGACGCAACAGUUUCAUCACCAAAGUCUACGCCUCUAUCAUCUUCAUUGUUGAACUGGCCAUCUAUCCCUUGGACGUAGUGCUGUGCAUUCGGCUGGUGUCCAACAUAAAAGCCAUGUCUGCCAGAAUCGUGAAGAAAUCUCAGAAACUGGUCAGAGAACAAAUGAGACGUCGGGAGAUGCUGAAUGAGAUGUAUCCCAAGGCAAUAGCUGACAGAUUACUCAAGGGCUCAGUGGUAGCGCCCGAGAUCUUCCAGCAAGCCACAGUUUGUUUCGCCGUCAUGUGCGACUUUGACGACAUCGUCCGCGAUUGCCCUGGCGACGUCACCAUCGCCAUCGUCAACCAGGUCUUUGACGUCAUCGACGGUGAGAUGUCCAAGCAUGACGUCUUUAAGAUUGAGACUCUAGAAGACACAUAUCUCCUAGUCUCAGGAGUACCCGAGAGAAAUGGCGACAAUCACGUGACUGAGAUAGCCAACUUCUGCUUGAGCCUGAAGGACAAAAUGUCAAGUCUGCUCUGGGAUACUAGUGUUUUCGGUCAAGGCAUUCGUCUGAAAUUCGGUGUCAAUUCAGGCGUAGUGGCUGCAGGUAUCGUAGGGCUGAAAAUGCAGCGUUAUCUUCUGUUUGGAGAUACUGUCAACCUGGCUUCAAGAAUGCAAUCAACCAGUGAGCCUGAUCGUAUUCAUUUGUCACCCUCAAGUGGAUCACUGCUCAUGCUAGACUCGACAUACUUGCUAGAACAAAGAGAACAAGUCCACAUUAAGGGCAAAGGACACAUGCAUACUUACUGGUUGUUGAGCAGAACAUAGUGACUGCCGUAUUUUCUCGCAUAUAACCCGCAGACGCGUGUAACUCGCACAAAUU
Biomphalaria glabrata is the source of this 1863-nucleotide messenger RNA. Its product is annotated as soluble guanylate cyclase gcy-34-like. Lineage: Eukaryota; Metazoa; Mollusca; Gastropoda; Planorbidae. The coding region runs from base 6 to 1808 and encodes 600 amino acids. Gene Ontology annotation, biological process: receptor guanylyl cyclase signaling pathway; intracellular signal transduction; cGMP biosynthetic process. Gene Ontology annotation, molecular function: peptide receptor activity; guanylate cyclase activity. The record is from RefSeq and is a predicted model, not a curated record. The transcript has 14 exons.